Messenger RNA from Vigna radiata var. radiata (mung bean), 843 nucleotides. RefSeq lists its product as uncharacterized. The transcript is spliced from 5 exons. The record is from RefSeq and is a predicted model, not a curated record. The coding region runs from base 1 to 843 and encodes 280 amino acids. Lineage: Eukaryota; Viridiplantae; Streptophyta; Magnoliopsida; Fabales; Fabaceae.
AUGGGAACUGUUCCUAUACCGAGAACAAAAAAUGAUGACGUUAUUCAAGGAAAAUCAUUAUUAAAUGAUCAUAUAUUGGUUCAAGACCUUUCCGGUAUUCAUCUUGCAGAAGUUUCCCUUAAACCACAUUUUGGACCUUAUUACGGAGUAAAAGGUACAAAUAGUAUUUAUAAUCCACGAGUUGACACCAAGUUUCAAAUCUCUAUGUCUCAUUUAUGGGUUCAAAAUGGUCCGAUAGAAUCAACUAACAAAAUCUCAUUAGGAUGGCAUGUGAUUCCACAACUAUAUGGUGAUUAUGGAACACACUAUUUUACCUCGUGGACGUCUGAUAACUACAAGAAGACAGGAUGCUACAAUAUUGAAUGUGCAGGUUUUGUUCAAACUAGCAAAGAAUUAUAUCCUGGUAUACGCCUCGGCAACCUAUCUGUCUAUGGAGGACCAACUUAUGCAGCUUCCCUUUCUAUUUCUCAGGAUAAAGUGACAAAAAAUUGGUGGAUAAGUAUAGAAAACAAGUUUAUUGGAUAUUUUCCAGCAAAAUUGUUUUCGAACAUGAGCUCAGCUGAUGAAGUAGGAUGGGGUGGAAGAACAAGAACUCAUCCUGGUACCCAUAGUCCUCAAAUGGGGUCUGGAUAUUUCCCUGAUAAUAAUGUUUCUCACGCUUGUUUCUUCAAACAAAUUUCGAUUCAACAUUCAUCAAGAAAAAGUCAUGGACCUAAAUCAUAUGAAACUCAUUCCUUUAGUGACAAUCCCAAUUGUUAUGAUGUUCGAUACUAUGGUGAUACAGGACCCUACUACGGUUAUACUCUCUUAUUUGGAGGACCCGAUGGUAAUUGUGGUACUUAA